ACGUCUCACAACGCUUACAGACUGCCCUGCUAUCCACCGAUCCAUUCCCUCGCCGUCGCCGUCGCCGUCGCCGCCGCCUUCGACCCCUCUCUUCCCGCACCCCCGCUCGCCGCCGGCGAGGCUCGACGGCAAUCCCCAACACCGCCGCCGCACUCCCUACUCACUCUCCCCCUCCGUCACUGCUUAUCCAUCCCCCCUUCCGGCCUUCCUCUUCCUCGCCUCCGGUGCCCCCGCGCCGCGCUACGCCCCCCUUCCGUAUGCGGCGGGGGCGCGCGCCCGUCGGAAUGAUGGUGUGAGGAAGGAUUGGCCCAUUGGAGUACCGUUGGGGAGAUAAGAGCUACCGUUCGUGAUCCGGCGCCGGGCGAGUGGCGUCCCGUCGUCAGAUCCGGCUUGGUCACCUCGGCCUCCGCCACUCCGAGUGGCUGCUCUGCGUGAGUGUGCCUGCUGCUGCUAGAAGAUGGCCGCGGGGAGCGGGGCAUGGUUGCUCGCCUUGGCGGUCGUCGUGGCUUGGGUCGCCGGCGUUGCCGCGGCCUCGUUGUCGCCGCCUGGGCAGGUAGAUACCGGCCAGAAAUUCAUCAACUGUAUGCCAUGCUCUAGGAGAUAUGUUUUUGAUGUGUACCAUGAUAUCUUAACGGGCCAGCUUCAACGUCGCGACUUGAUUGAAACAUCUCAUUCUGAUGACUUGUGCAAAGGACUUGAUUAUGACCUUGAUGUGCCUAAGCUUUCAGAAUUUCACCGGCAACUGGUUGGUGAAGGCUCUCACCGCCGUCUAGUCUAUCAGGUGAAAUUUUCUAAGUGUGCAGAUGCAGUGGCUAAUUUCCUUGAUAACUAUCUUGCCAAUCUGGUGGUAAUUGAAAAUCUCCCGAAUGGGGUGUUCGCUGACCCAUUUGAGCUACAACAUUUUGUUGAGCGGAAAGUAUUUCUUGAUGUUCAUGUUUUCGGAGAUACCAACCUUGAGCUGCCUUCAGCUCUAUCUAACCGGUCAGCUGUGGAAAUCCAUGUUGAUCUCAGGUCAAGUGUGUCAGUGGAUUGUAAUCUCGUAGUAGAGCUGCCUCUCCAUGCUAGAUACCCGCCUCUUGAUGCCAAUGGUUAUGCGACGGUUGAGUUUGGUAAUCCAGAUCUACUUCUACGCUACAGAAAAAAGGAUACAAUUGCUGAUUCCUGCUCGUGGUUGCUUAAAGAUCUUGAUGCUGCACCCGUGGAGAAAGCUGAAUGGCGCAUACCCUGUGGAGACAAAGCGCACUUGGAAUUUGUAUCUAGUGUCACUUUUCUUUCAGCACUAGUUUGCUCGAUUUUCAUAGUCAUAGCUGCUCUAUUUUAUUGAUGCGAAAACUGAUAUGCAAGACGUUUUAGUUUAUUUCGUCCAGACCAAAAUAUGUUCUGGAAUUACUUUUUCUGACACAUAUGAUGACCCCAUUAUCUUGUUCAUGUUCUUAGAGCACAAUCAAAGGGAAAGUUCCUGGCUUUUGAAGUUGCAAAACCUGACGUUGAGUGAACACUGACCAGAGUAUCUAUCUGCAACAUCAGGAGUUACAAAAGGGAAAAAAAAAACAAGUUCUUCGAGGAAGAAUGUAGGCUCAGUUCCUGUUCCUGAGUCGAUCUGGAUCAGAAGCUACAAUAUUUUAUUGUCUUGGAAACAGCCAAGCGGGUGAAGCAUGAAUUGGAAGCUUGUGUUAACAACUCUAAUCCUUUUGUCUUUACACGCUUCAUACACUGGCAGAUCAAUCAUACAGUCGUUCUCUGUUUAUAAAAAUCCAUAACUGUUCCAUUUUCUUUCAGUAAGGCUGCGGUAUCAGGUGAGCAGUUCUGUUCUGCCUGACAAACUGGAUCUGUUGAGACAAAAACCUCUUUUUCUUGUUUUUUUUUGAAUGAACUUCUUUUUCUUGUUGAUACUACUUGAUAACAUGAUC
This is a messenger RNA of Oryza brachyantha (malo sina), 1910 nucleotides long. Its product is annotated as phosphatidylinositol-glycan biosynthesis class X protein. NCBI's taxonomy places the organism in Eukaryota, Viridiplantae, Streptophyta, Magnoliopsida, Poales, Poaceae. The transcript is spliced from 4 exons. The coding region runs from base 458 to 1324 and encodes 288 amino acids. Gene Ontology annotation, cellular component: endoplasmic reticulum membrane. The record is from RefSeq and is a predicted model, not a curated record. Gene Ontology annotation, biological process: GPI anchor biosynthetic process.